Messenger RNA from Drosophila busckii, 597 nucleotides. Its product is annotated as putative OPA3-like protein CG13603. The transcript has 3 exons. Gene Ontology annotation, biological process: regulation of lipid metabolic process. The record is from RefSeq and is a predicted model, not a curated record. Gene Ontology annotation, cellular component: mitochondrion. The coding region runs from base 70 to 525 and encodes 151 amino acids. NCBI's taxonomy places the organism in Eukaryota, Metazoa, Arthropoda, Insecta, Diptera, Drosophilidae.
ACAAAGUGAGCUACUUUUUAUCAGUUAUGUUCGGCACUAAAAAUUCCUGGUUUAAAUCGUAAGCUUGAAAUGGUGGCUGGCUUCCCCAUUGCCAAGCUUGGCGUUUUAGCCGUUAAGCAAAUAAGCAAGCCUAUCACUCGGGCCAUCAAACGUACUGCUCAGAAAAAUCCUUUGUUUAAAAACUAUGUUGCAACGCCACCAGCACAAGCAUUACACUGGUGUGAGGUAAGAUCAAAAAUGUGGAUGUUAGGCUUGCCGCAGCCAAAAAGAGUACCACCCUUGACGGAAGCCAUGAGCAUAGAAAUGGGUAGUAAUAUUGUUGGUGAAAUGGUUGUCUUCUUAAGUGGCGUGAUCUUAAUUUUAACAGAGUUCAUUCGACAGGGUAGAAAAGAUCAUGAAAAGCAUGAGAGGCACAGAAUCAAUAAAGAAAAGUUGAAAAAUGAAAUAUUUACACUCACUGAACGCGUUAAGAGCCAAUCCGAGGAGAUAAACUAUCUGAAGCAAAAGCUACGGGAACUAGAUUGACAGCUGAUAGAUUCCUUUUAUUUAUUUAUAACAUUUUAGUCUGGUAUUUUUCAUUCAGUAAAAUUCAAUAAA